AUGCUCUACAACUACGUGCGAAACGAGGUCGACUUCUGCAAACUCGCUCCGGAAAUAUGUGGAGAGGUAACCCGCACUCAUGCGAAUUUCGACACACUGGCUGUUUUUCGUUUAAUCUUGUGGGCAUUGGUAACUCCUAAAGUUGAGGUCCUUGGUGUAUCCACAUGGAGAACCCCUCAGGCUGGUGGUGGGUGCUGUGGAUGUGGCGUUUCUUCUGUUGCACCACCGGAAUCAUCUGGACAAGGUGGACAACCUGAACUGGAUGGUCAGCCUGGUCAACCUGGUAGGGAUGGACUGAUGGACCACCACCGACGCCACCUCCUAUGUCACUCCAUGCUUCACUGCCCUGCUGGUCCUCCAGGUCCACCUGGAAACGCAGGAGGCAAGGGACAACCAGGAAAUCCUGGACAAGAUGGCCAGCCAGGAAAUGCUGGAAACCCAGGAGGUGCAGGUCCCCCAGGACCACCAGGACCACCCGGAAACGACGGCCAGCCUGGAAACCCUGGAGCCUCACAAGUACCUGGACCAGCUGGACCUCCAGGACCUCCUGGACCCGACGGUCAGCCAGGAGCACCCGGAAACCCAGGACAAAAUGGUGGACCAGGACAGCCAGGAGACAAUGGACAGCCUGGUCGCCCUGGAAAUCCUGGAAACAACGGAAAUGAUGGAGAAGACGGAGGCCCCGGAUCCCAGGGAAGCUGCGACCACUGCCCACCUCCUCGCACUGCUCCAGGAUAUUAA
Cooperia oncophora is the source of this 741-nucleotide messenger RNA. Lineage: Eukaryota; Metazoa; Nematoda; Chromadorea; Rhabditida; Trichostrongylidae. The record is from the annotation of a GenBank genome assembly.